Coccidioides immitis RS is the source of this 2660-nucleotide messenger RNA. RefSeq names its product acyl-CoA oxidase. The record is from RefSeq and is a predicted model, not a curated record. Gene Ontology annotation, biological process: lipid homeostasis; fatty acid beta-oxidation using acyl-CoA oxidase. Gene Ontology annotation, molecular function: FAD binding; acyl-CoA oxidase activity; fatty acid binding. The transcript is spliced from 6 exons. Gene Ontology annotation, cellular component: peroxisome. NCBI's taxonomy places the organism in Eukaryota, Fungi, Ascomycota, Eurotiomycetes, Onygenales, Onygenaceae. The coding region runs from base 483 to 2564 and encodes 693 amino acids.
GGUAUUUUGAGCAAACAGUAAUUAAUGCCGUGUGCGAUGCUAUGAUGCUAUUAGGGGGUUCAAGCUGCAACCUCACCGUCGGCAACCGGGCCAUCUUCUUCGCUUGUCACAAGAUUGCCGAAACCUUUGGCUCUCCCUGCCCGGGAUUCCCGAGCCGACAAGCGAUGGUGUGUGCCUGCACCGGUGAUUCCCCACGGACUGGCCAAACUACCCCGGCAAAUUCGCGCCUUCAACAAACGGCCUUUCUCCCAGUACCGCAUCGGCACUCUGCUUUGCGUUCAUCAGGUGCCUAGGCUAGGAGGCAUGGCGCGAUCAUGAUGCCCUUUCUCUCGGCGUGGUCUGGCCUCUCGAUUGGAGGACUGACAGAGGCUACUUCUAGCUGUUCAUAUACAUACAUGGCUGUCGUUAAAUUCGUUCCCUGCCCCAAUCCUCCCCCAAGCCGAAGAGAACUUCCGUGGGCAAGAGAGCACCAAUAACUCAGAAUGGCAGACAAGCCUGAUUGGAGUGCCGCACUGAGGCCCGCUCCUCCAGGCGGGGCGACUAUUAUUGCGCAGGAGAGAGCCAGGUCGAUUAUCCCAGUGGACCAGCUGGCCGGCUAUCUUCUUACUCCUGACUUUCUCGAACGACAGGACCGGGUGCUGAAGGUAUUGCUGAAAGAGCCAGUUUUCAAAAAGGCGAAUCAGGCCAACCUGUCCAGGCCCGACAGAUACAAGCUGGGCCUUGCCCGGGGAAAGAAGAUCCGCCAGCUGAAGGAAAAACUGGGCUGGGAUGAGGAGGACUACCACAUGGCCGCUUAUCUGUGUGACGAUGUCUUGCCGUACCACCUGCAUACCGCGAUGUUCAUUACGACUGUCAGCCAGCAAGGAAGCGAUGCCCAGAGAGCUCGUUGGGUGCCCAGGAUCGAAAGGUGGGAGAUUAUCGGGGCAUAUGCACAGACAGAGCUGGGCCACGGCAGCAACGUUCGUGGAAUCGAGCUGGAAGCGAGAUGGGAUCCCGAGACGAGGGAGUUUAUUCUUCACAGCCCCCAUCUUACUGCGAGUAAGUGGUGGAAUGGGACUAUGGGGCGCACCGCUACCCACGCGAUUGCAGUCGCCCAGCUGAUGCUACCUGUAUCGGGCAAAGGCGCUGAAACGAAGUACAAGUCGUACGGUCCGCAUCCGUUUAUCGUGCAAAUCCGCGACUCAAGAACACAUCAGCCACCAGAGAGCAUAAUUAUUGGAGAUAUUGGUCCAAAAUACGGCUAUGCAUCGAUGGAUAAUGGAUACAUGUUGUUCAAUAACCAUAGGGUACCUCACGAUGCAAUGCUCUCUCGGUAUUCUCGAGUAGACCCGGAAACCGGUAAAUAUACCAAGCCUGAAACCCCAGAAGUUGUCUACGGCUCGUUAACUCAUGUGCGAGCUACUCUUGUUAUGGAAGCUAGGCUUGCCCUCGCUCGCGCAGUCACAGUAGCUGUUCGAUACCUAUCCAUACGACGUCAGUUUAGAGAUAAAGAUUCAGAUAAUCCGUCCGACCCUGAAAUGCCCGUUCUGGACUACUCGACCGUGCAGGUCCGUAUCUUUCCUCUGCUAGCCACCGCAUUUGCCCUUCACUAUAGCGGCAAGGCGAUGGGGGAGCUAUACGCGCGAACUCGGAAGAAUAUCGAAGAGAACGGAGAUUUCGAGACUCUGGCUGAACUGCACAGCACCUCAUCCGGAUUGAAGAGCCUUGCCACCGAUCUCACCGCCGGUGGUAUCGAGAUCUGCCGUCGAGCUAUGGGCGGGCAUGGGUUCGGGGCAAGUGGUCUUGUGCAGCUUAAUGCGAACUACUUAUCCAAACCGACUGUUGAAGGGGAUAACUGGAUGAUCACGCAGCAGGUUGCUAGGUAUCUGAUCAAGAAAGCCAAGGCUCUAUCGGCGUCUGCAAAGAGCCGUGCAGGUACUCGAACAGAGGAGAGCCUGAAACGAUACUUGUAUGCGAGGCAGAAGACCUUAAAUUUGAAGGUAUACGAAGACGACAACGCUAUUCUGGAGGCAUUCGAGUGGAGAACAGCACAUCUUGUGUUCAAAGCAUAUGAACAGCGAGAAAUCCAAAAGAAAUCCUGGAACAGCCUUCUCAUUGACUUCCACAAGCUAAGUCGAGCAUACUCCCAAUCCAUCCUCAUCCUCAAUUUCCACCAGGCCCUCCAACCCAACAACCCCGAAACCGCACGUCUCGACUCCACGACCCGCGCAGUCCUCCGCGACCUCUUCCUCCUCUUCGCCUUCACCACCAUGGAUGCCGAUGCCCGAGAAUUCUCCAGCUCAGGAGCGGUGUCGAACGACGCCCUCGACGCUCUGUCCGCACGCAUACUCGAGCUCAUGGGCCGGAUACGUCCGCACGCAGUCCGGCUGGUAGAUGCGUGGAAGAUCCCGGAUUUCUUGCUCGAUAGCGCUCUGGGGAGAUAUGAUGGGAAGGUAUACGAAGACCUAUUCGAUCGGGCGCACAGACAGAAUCCGCUGAAUGCUGAGACGUUCAAUCCGGAUUAUCGUAGCGAUGAGAUUGUUUUGGGCAGUGAAGAUGCCGGACAGAUCUUGUCGAAGUUGUGAUGUGAUUGACGGCUCAUAAAUGUAUCUACGACGUUCGUGUGCCAUAGGGGAGGACCUUUUCGAUAACCAAGAAAGAAAUUCAUGACCCUUUUUUUU